CUUGCAACUCCCAUUCCGUUUCCGCCGAGAGGCCGAAAGGGCGUUGCCGCGAACCAGGGGCGAGCCGGCUGCCGCCAUGGAGAACGGGAUGCAGCUCCUGAACCGGGACGGCCACAGCAUCUCCCACAACUCCAAGAGGCACUACCACGACGCCUUUGUCUGCAUGAACCGCAUGAGGCAGCGGGGCCUCCUCUGCGACAUCGUGUUGCACGUGGCCGCCAAGGAGAUCAAGGCGCACAAGGUGGUGUUGGCCUCCUGCAGUCCCUACUUCCACGCCAUGUUCACGAAUGAGAUGAGCGAGAGCCGCCAGACUCACGUCACGCUCCACGACAUUGAUCCGCAGGCCCUGGAACAACUGGUCCAGUAUGCCUACACUGCUGAGAUCGUGGUGGGAGAAGGGAACGUCCAGACCUUGCUUCCUGCGGCCAGCCUGCUGCAGCUGAACGGGGUCCGCGAUGCCUGCUGCAAGUUCCUGUUGAGCCAGCUAGACCCCUCCAACUGCUUGGGCAUCCGGGGUUUCGCGGACACGCACUCCUGCAGCGAUCUCUUGAAAUCGGCCCAUAAGUACGUCUUACAGCACUUCGUGGAUGUCUCCAAGACGGAGGAAUUUAUGCUGCUGCCUCUCAAGCAGGUGUUAGAUCUCAUCUCCAGCGACAGCCUCAACGUGCCUUCGGAAGAGGAAGUUUACCGAGCCGUAUUGAGCUGGGUGAAGCAUGACGUGGACAGCAGGAAGCAGAAUAUUCCGCGACUCAUGAAGUGCGUCCGUCUUCCCCUGCUAAGCCGGGAUUUCCUCAUGAGCAACGUCGACACCGAACUGCUGGUGCGCCACCAUUCUGAGUGCAAGGACCUGCUCAUCGAGGCCCUCAAGUACCACUUGAUGCCCGAGCAGAGGGCGGUCCUGAGCAACAGCCGCACCCGUCCCCGGCGCUGCGAGGGGGCGAGCAUGGUGCUGUUUGCUGUGGGAGGAGGCAGCCUUUUCGCAAUCCACGGGGAUUGCGAAGCCUACGACACGAGGACCGACCGCUGGCACAUGGUUGCUUCCAUGUCCACCCGCCGGGCCAGGGUGGGGGUUGCGGCAAUUGGGAACAAGCUCUACGCCGUGGGUGGUUACGACGGAACGUCCGACUUGGCCACUGUGGAGUCGUACGACCCCGUCACCAACUCGUGGCAGACGGAGGUCUCCAUGGGGACCAGAAGGAGCUGCCUUGGGGUCGCAGCCUUGCAUGGACUCCUGUAUGCUGCUGGAGGCUACGAUGGAGCAUCAUGUCUGAAUAGUGCUGAAAGAUAUGAUCCACUAACAGGCACCUGGACCAGCAUCACUGCUAUGAGCACCAGGAGAAGAUACGUCCGGGUAGCAACAUUAGAUGGCAACCUCUACGCUGUUGGAGGAUACGACAGUUCCUCACACUUGGCAACUGUGGAGAAGUAUGACCCACAGAUCAACACGUGGACGCCGAUUGCCAACAUGCUCAGCCGCCGUAGUAGUGCAGGCGUGGCAGUCUUGGAAGGGAUGUUGUACGUGGCCGGCGGGAACGACGGGACCAGUUGCCUUAACUCAGUGGAGCGCUACAACCCCAAAACCAAUACCUGGGAAAGCGUCGCCCCCAUGAAUAUCCGGAGAAGCACCCAUGACUUGGUGGCCAUGGAAGGCUGGCUCUACGCCGUCGGUGGGAACGACGGGAGCUCCAGCCUCAACUCCAUUGAAAAGUACAACCCGCGGACCAACAAGUGGGUGGCGGCCUCGUGCAUGUUCACCCGGCGUAGCAGCGUGGGUGUGGCGGUGCUGGAACUCCUCAACUUCCCACCCCCUUCCUCGCCCACCCUGUCGGUGUCCUCGACGAGUCUUUGACGAAGAACCCCGUCGUUCCUCGCCUCGAGCGGACUGCAGCGUCUGUGGGAGCGCGAAGCCGGCUUGGUCUGGCCCCUGCGGAAGCCGCUCUCUGUAAAGGGGGUGCUGCACCCAGACCAUUGUGGUCCAGACACUUUCCCCAGGGGCCCGUUUCAAGAGGGGAUCUCCUUAAAAAGAAAUAAUAGAGCAGAAGGAAAUAGAAAACAAGAACUCUCUGCGUGUCCAUCGUUGAUUUCGCCAUAACUAGACCGGUGCCGCCUGGUUCUCUUCGACCAGACUCAACCACCUUCGAGUUCCAUGGUUCAGCGUGAUCGCCGGAUUCAUCUCAUGCCACAGACCGAGAUUGGCAAUGACAAAAAUCCAGAAACGGGAACAAUCUAAGCCAACUACACCGGCAAUGGGGUUAUUGCGUAGGCUGUGCCAACAGCAGAAUCUAAGCUGUGAACGUCACAAUUAGCCAAAAACUUCUUACCAAACUUACAGUAUACUGUCUGAAGGUGAGGAGGCGAGGCCUCUCACUUGGUGUCUAUCGAAAGAGAUGCCUUAACCAGAAACACAAAACAGGGCUGAGAUGAUCACAGAUCCUCUCAAUGUUCUCCAUGUCUUUCCCAUCGAUCGAUCGGCCAGCUCAUCUGCUGCCAGUUCGGACAUCCCCUUGCCAUCGGUUCCGGCACGCGUUUGGAGUUGUGCCCACGGGGUCGCUCAGCGCCUCAUCCGAACUGGGAAGAAGUUGGUCAAAGUUAGGGCUGGUGCUUUUGUGAGUCCACUGUGGACAGUGUGGAGUGGAUUUUAUAGUUGUAUGGGCGCUCGUGGCGUUGCUUGACUGGCUCGCCUUUGGCUUCCCUGCUUGCAUUUGAACACUGAAGAUGAGGGCCUUUUAAACUUAUUUUUCAACAUUUGUCAGUCAGUCUGCUGCCUGCCUUCUUCCUAUUUAUUUACUUAUUUAUUAUUUAAAUUAGAGGGUUUGCCGGACAGGAAACGGCUGCUACGGCACUUUGUUAAUCUACUGUGAGUUAAAGCAGUGGGCGCCAUGUACUGAAGUGAUUGCCUGCUUGGGGAAACCUUGUGCAAAAUAUUCUUGUGAAUUAACCAAGGGAGGCCUAAUAAUACAGCCUGCCUUUUGAAUGGACAAAUCUGGCAUUCUGCAUCUCAUCUUUUUGGCCCUACGAUAGGCCAGACGUUUGUUCCAGAGCCUCGUCCAACAACUCCUGUCUAAAAAUGGUCUGAUUUCAGAGUAUUAUCUUACAACGCUCGUUCCUUUAAGUGAGUGUGAAACUACAGAAUACUGCUGCGUAAUGUGGAUUUUGCUCUCAAAGCGCUAACAAGGGGGUAAAAAAAAUUCUUACGGAGGGCAACAUGGUGCCACCUAAUUUGGAGGAAUUCUUUUUCAAGCAAGAAGAUGCACUCGCGUUGGAGGACUUGCCUGGGAACGUCGGCAACUCUCGUGUUGACCCAGCACUGAAAUCAAACGUCUUGAAUUGGGUUUGGACUGCAAAGCCCAGCUUGGAUGCCAACCUGCCAUGAAAAACUUUGGGGGGGGAGGGAGAGGAAAGGAAGUUGCUUGAAGAUAGGUUCCACUGCGUUGGAUGACAUCGUCUUUGCAGUUUGGGCGCAAAAGUGAGGAUUUUGAGAGACCAUCUGGGACGACGGAUAAAGCUCUCUGCUUUAUCCCACGGUCACCCAAUGAUCCGAGCUGACUUUAUCGGUUACCGCUCUGCUGCUUCUGUUUUCUAUUUUAUUUAUUUGUUUGUUUGGCCACCGGUUUUAUCGUGGCAAUAGCAGGCCAGUUUGCAGCGAUACUAGGUGGGGCUGGGGUGGGUUCAUCACCCCUCUUUCCUGAAGGGAGUCUGUCUGUGUCGAGGGACCUCCAACUUGCAAGCUUAGGAGCUUAAUAAUUAGAGGCAACUUCAAAUUCGCCCCAGGUGGCCGCGUUUCUGGGUCAGGAUCCACCCCAGAAGUGCUGCCCCAAAAGUCAGGGUGCUAACAGCAAAAGCUGUGGGUUGGGUUCAUAUAUCAAGCCAUGGCUGAACAUGUCCUUCUAGGACUAGUCCAUAAGCCCAUGCUUUGCAGACCACAAUUGUUGAGCUUCCAUAGCUGGCUAAGCCACAGCCAGAUUGUCUAAUGCUUGCCAUUUUUGUUAGCAGAACAGCUUAUGGAUCCACACCUUCAGUUCUCCAACCCAUAUGGCCAUGGCUGGGAAUUCUGGGAGUUGAAGUCCACCCAUCUGGACUUCAGUUUGGGGGAAGCUGGCGUGAAACCACCUACAGGACUUUAGUCAACAAGCAUGGUUGUGCGACCUACCCCCAGGGGUGAAUCCAAAAGCCAAGAUUUAUCCCCACUUUGUUGUGUCCAUGGUUGAGAUUGAAAAGCAUCGUUGGUUAGCUUUUAAGGGACGUUUGCAAAAAGACAGUUCGAACAAGCAUUUCCGUAAAACUGUAUUACUUUCCUAGCUCCACUGGUAUCGUGCUCAGCCUUCCACCCAGAUGCCCGCAUUGGAGAGCAAGGUGGACCUUGGAGGAAAAGAGCUUCUGAACGUGCUUUUCCAAAACCUGAGGGCUCUGGGUGAAAAAGCUUUUAUCAGGGUUUUACCAGUUGCAUUCAUUUUGGGAGAUUUGUUUUCGUGGUGUUUUAUUUUUUUUUUACAAGUGCCUUCACUUUGCUUUUGGGGUCGCUCGGUGGGCCAGAUUACAUGUGCCGAGCAAAGCCUGUGGGAUCUCCUCUGCUAGUUUCAUCCAUCUGUGCCGGAGUGGGGUAGAAAAGGCUCGCCAUCAGAAAAUGUCGAUAAAAUGCCUUUUCACACCUACAGUCGCGUGCAGCCCAAAGAUGAUUCAGUUGCAAUGCUUGGAGUUCCUCCGAGCAAUCUCCAUUUUCAAGGUCUCCGUGGUCCCCAGAUCAGACGUUCCCAAUUUGUCGUGGGAAACGGGUUACAAACGCCAGAGAUUUUUGCCCCGAGAUUUAUCCUUAGAGAAGGCCUACCUGACUUUUCUCAAGUAGCUUCUGAAUUCCUGGCCUGAGGACCACAGAAGGAAAAAGGGAAGUGUCACCUGUCAGAUUUGCUCUUCACACCCCUGAAGCGAAAAUGUGUAAGGCGGAAGAAAAGCCUUGCUGCAGUGAGUCCCUGAGACCUUCCUUUGGGGGUGUGGGAGAUGACUUUUUUGCAGAGAACUUACUUGGGUCAGGGUCACUUCAUUCCUGGAGAUGGGAAGGGACCAACGGAUGGGAUUUUUCAUCCUUUUUGCUAGAGUUCAAGUGGCAUCUGGGAAGGCACUGAGCUUUGCAACCAUAGAGGAUGAUGUGGGCUUAACAAUGAGGAAGAAGGAAUUGCCAGCUGUUGUCCUUGUUAAAGCCUUUUUUGCUCACUCCCUUUUUCCCCCUUCUUCCCAGUUCAGCCUAAAGCCCUUUGAAGUUCUUCCCAUCUGAAGUACAUUAGUGCAUUAAUGGCCAACCCAAGUCUGCUACAGUUGGGGACACUUUGUCAUUCAGAAUAGAGCUUGUAUUCUGUGUGUAGCAAAAGCUGCUGGGAGGAGAAGGAAGGAAGGAAGGAAGGAAGGAAGGAAGG
This is a messenger RNA of Python bivittatus (Burmese python), 5408 nucleotides long. Lineage: Eukaryota; Metazoa; Chordata; Lepidosauria; Squamata; Pythonidae. The record is from RefSeq and is a predicted model, not a curated record.